UGGAUUUUUUCCAGUGUUUCUGUUUUAAUGUUAAGACCAGCUCUUAAUGGAAAUCCACCUUUGGCUAACAAGAGUUCAGGUUCGCGACCUAGUGGAGAGAUGCACCUGUCCCACGCAAUUCCCUAUGAUCAGGGUGUCGGAGGGCAAAUAUCGUAUCGGCGACACAAAAGUGCUUAUCUUCGUCAGGAUCCUUAGGAGCCACGUUAUGGUUAGGGUUGGAGGUGGAUGGGAUACCCUCAGCCAUUACUUGGACAAACACGACCCUUGUCGAUGCCGAACAUCUCACCGCUCGACCAUCUCCGCGAAGCUCAUUCAGAAAGCUGGAGGGUCCUUCGACUUAGGAAGUGCACAGGUGCAUUACGAACGAUCACCUCCGAGGACCCGGCGCAGCUCGGCGUCCAGCGUAGGGUCCUGCGCGGGAGCGAUGCAGGCCCUGAGCCAGCAGUCCCUGUCCCCGCAAGCUCCCAGGACCGUGUCGGCCAGCAGGUCGCGCUCCCCGACGCCCCAUCGAGCCAAUCGACACCUCGGUGAAGAGCUAAAGAAGCCGGCCAAUCGGUCCCGCAGCCCAACCCCCCAGCGAAAAUUCCUCGGGAGUCCCGUUCACCAGGCGGUGGACCACGGGAAGCAGAGGUCGAGGUCGCCGACUCCGAAGACCGGCCUGCGCUCCCAGAGUCCCACGCCCAGGGUCGAGGGUAGCAGGUCGACCUGCGCCAGUCCCCUCGAGCCGACUAGGAAGGUCUUCAACGAGGAGGUCCGACUCGCCAGACAGGACGGCCGCGCGCAGGUGCAACCUGGCAAACUCCUGGAGAACUCUCAGGAUCCGAAACCGGAGGAGACGAAGUCGAAGGUGCCGCUUCCGGACGAGUUCACGAAGCGGUAUGUCGUCGAGGGUGGUGUUGCCCGAAGGACCGUGGAGAGGGACGACACCCCGAAGUACGAGCCCGCGAUUUACUCGUACAAGUGUCGCGAGGACUCCAACAGCCGCAGUCCGACUCCAAGCCCGCCGGCCAUCAAGGAGGAAACGGCGGAGCACUUCGCGAAGGAGCCUUCCGGAUACGCCAAGUCGCCCCACGGGGACGGUGAGCACUCCGACAACGGGAGUGAAGUUUCCGACGAGGGAUAUCGAAGCCUCGGAGCGGUUCAGCCGCCAACGGCGAACGGUUUGAGCACGCAGGGAUCGCCUACGGUUGUCGAAUGUCAAAAGCAACCCACGAGGGAGCCCGAGAGAUCCUGCGUGGAGACCGAGAGCAUCGAAACAGGCCUACGGAAGACAAGGAUUGGUCCAGGAAGUCCACUGAGGGCAUCGCCGUCAAGGAGCGUGGCCUCGUCUUCCGGAGAUCGCACCCCAAGGGCUGGAUCCAUCGUCCGCGAGAGCAGCAACCUGUCCAGGGCUUCGUCGGGCAGCAGAACCCCUAGAGAGGGCAAUUCCAGUCCAGAAAGUAGCCCCAUGAAACGCGGAGCGGCAAGGUCUAGCCUCAGGAAACCUCCAACGGGCAGCUUGAGCAAAGCUUCCGGUGUCCCCAGGUCUACAGCUAGGAGUCCACCGGGCCAAACCGGCAACAAUACCUGGAACGGUCGACAGGCCAGGCAGAGACCCAGUCUGCAGGCGGAUACAUUUGUCAACCCAUCGGCGGGUCCAACACCGAUAUCUACCUCCGUGGGGUUCUCCAGACGCAGUCCAGCGAGACAGAGCUUACCCAAACCGGCCGUGAACGGAGGACCCCAGUACGAUAGAAACGGGCGCAGGAUAAAGCCCGUAAGUUCGGUCUCGCUUCAGUCAUCGCCCACCAAGGUGGCCAAUCCGUUGCUCGAGCAGAUUCUUCAGAAGGUUGGUCAUCUCCAGGACGACAAGGAAGUCGUGCAGAAGUUGCAAGAUCUGUUGAAGGACUAUCAGGACCAUACAGGGGGUGCCAGAAGCGAGAGCGAUGCCACUUUGGAGUUCACUAAGGCAUGGGUGGAUGGCAAUGGAACGGUGGUGCUACCCCAGGAUACUCAGGUCGUCGCCAGUCCUAGGAAAGAUCCCAAGCCGGCUUCCGAGAGAGGAGGGUUUUCUAGAAUACCAGCACCUGUUUACAAAAGGCCUAUGUCCGUAGCUUCGGACAGCAUGUAGAAAUUGGACUUCCACCGGGAAGGCGUUAAUGUCGAUUCGAGCGCAUUUUUAGGGUGGGCGUUAGGAGUGUUCCCGACGGUGGUUUGUCUCCUGACCAUAACGAGCUAAUUUCGCAAGACUCGCUAUAUUUUUCUUUGCGAAUGCUUUGGCACAAGAGGAACCCAUUCGAGCUGCAGGACUUCUAAUGGUUAGCUUCAGCUGGGACUUGGAUGUGCAUAAAUCAACGGCUUAAAGUUUACCGAGCCAAUUGAGCAAAGUCCACGAAGGCCCGUUACGAACGAAGUGACCCGCUGUAACGGAAAUGGUUUCAUGAUAAUACUCUUAGCUUGGACUUCGCUUCGAUCACGGCUCGUUGAGUCUGGGAUAAUGAUCGAUUUUCCGUUUUAGUUAACGCAGUCCGGGCGCUAGAAUCUGUCGAGGCGUUAUCGGAGGCACAGAUAAGCUAUCGGGAACGAAAGCUCGAGAGUACGGAGAAAAUUGAGUUCGAAGUUCGGUAGCCUUAUAUCAAUUUUUAUCCUCGAUUUAUCUUCAGACGUUCAAACGAGACAUUUUAAUGCCAAUAGAGUAAUUAUAAGAGAUUAUUUUGUUUGAAAUUGAUGUUAUAUGUUCUUAGACGGACGAGGAGAUCACGAUCAUUCUUAAGAUGGUACUCCAAAAUGGCGUCCCCGGCUACCGUUCUCCGAAUCAUGCUUCUCCUUCAGGGCAUUAAAAAUACCUAGAUGCUUAGAUUAUGCCCAGGAACGGAUCCCUAAAUUUAUCUCCUAAACGAAAGGGCUUUCCAGUAUAUGAAGAUCUGUAGUUUCAAAUUUUUAAGUAAAGCGAGAUCUUCACGAAUGAGUCACCAGGAUGAACGCACCUCUAUGUUAGUCUCUAAAAGCGUUCAUGGUGGUGAUUCGUCGUGGUCGUAAAGGGAAUAGUUUCGCAAAUUUCUCUGAAUUAUUUUUUUCAUUAUGCUUCGGCAAAAUGUGCUUGUGAAGCUGUUAAAAGUUAAUGAAAAAUGGAGAAAAGCGAAGGAAGGAGGGGAUCGAGGAGCAAAUGAACAGAAGAAGUUCACCCUGAAGAUCGGCUUCUAACUAGUCGGUAAAUUUAUGGGAUUCUAGGCGUACCACGGGCGUUUUGCGUUAAUCACUUCCCAAUCGAUUUGCUUCCCGUAAGUUAAUAGCACACUGGUUAACGUGUAUCAAGGGAGCGAACAACGAAGGAAAGGGAGCGAAAGAGAGCGAAGGGAAGCGGGAAGAAGAGGAACGGAGACGGAGAGGAGGUGUACCCAAGAUGGUAGAUAAUAUUAGUCGUGAGCUUGUUCGACGUCACGAAGGAUCUUUUAUUCGCACGUUCACUCUGUGUCGCCCGUGUCUUUCGUGACGAUCGAUUCAAAUCGAUCGACUUGCCCCUCUUCCUGUCUUUCGCUAUGUCUCUUUUUCUCUUUCUCGCACACACCUGCUCUUUCUCUUCAUCUCACGCCUCGGGCCGUUAAGAAUCGCACACAGUAGCACCGGCCGAGGCAAUUGUCUCCACGGUUGGGCAAUACCAGAAAAUGAUCAAAAGUUAUUUUUUUAAAAAAAGGUUUCCCUCGUACUUUUUACGAAUUUAUAUUCAGGGUGAAGCGGAAAAUAUUAUUCAUUUAAGUGGCACUUUUUUUCGACGUUUAAACUCGAUAUUCGGAACGAAAGAUGUCGACUUAAAGUGUCAGAAUAAAAUUAUAUUUUCUCAUGUCUCGUAAUAUUUAAUUCGAAAUAUAAUUUUUAAACUCCCGUAUAAUAUUUACUGCCCUUUUUACCGAAGAGGCAGUUUAUUUGACCGUCCUUAUGAAAACUGUAGAAUUUAUUAGACGAUUGGUUAAAUAAGUUAGUACACAAAAUGCCUGACGUUUGCUCAUGAAAUUCUAUCGUAUUAUUAAAAAAAAGAACGUAGACUUCCAAACCGUAAUUUAUCGGUAGUCUUUGGAUUUAUAUCGAUAUGCUGUAGAAUUUUUUUACGAGUUAAAAUUGUAUGCCCUGUUAAAUCCAUGCUUGUUUCUUCUACAGUAUUAGCUAUUCACGAUGAAUAAUCAUGGAGUCACCCAGAACAAACUACCGACCGAUUCACCCUGGUACAUUGGGAAAGUAAUUACCAACAUACCCUUUAUUUCGUUAUUCGUUAUCGCAAGGUCUUGCCCAACCCCGACCGUCACUCGGUCCCUGCACCCGGACGACGAUUGUAUUAAGAAAUUAUUUAUUUAUAUAGUCUAUUCGGUUGUAUUUAUUGAAGACGAUUUAUUUACGUGUUGCCGAAGCUGCCCCAACCUGCCGGAUCUCAACGGCAGGACCGGCGAGGGAACUUGUAGGCAGAAACGGGUGGACGUCGUCGAGGGCGAAUCACGUACGAGGACGAAGCGUACGGAGCAUCGGACUCUAUCCUCUCAACAGACUGCAUAGAUAGCGUGUGUCGGAUCUUAAACGUCAUUCCAAUAUUUAAACGUUUUUUAUACCAAAAGUGACCGUAGACCAUUUUUGUACCAAGUGUCUUAGCAGAGAGCCGGCGAAGAGGGGUACGGCCUUCGUCGGGUCAAGGCUGUCUCAUCCAAGCCAAGGCGUUAUUUUAGUGACCGAAACGAGAGGAGAGCUAGUUGACGAGAGGUUGAGUGGGAGCAAGGAGGACCGAGAGAACGCUACGAGAUGAAUUUUAAAGCGAGGAACCUGACAUAUUUUUUAGAAUAACGUGUACGGUAAGCGAUUUACUAAUAGUGAGGAGUCGAGUCGUACCGCUCCAAUCACUAUGUCGGCGCUCGGCGGUGAUUCGAGGAAAUCCCUCAGACGUUUUUUUAUUUCCGUGAAAAGUAAGGACUUAAAUCCCCUGGGUAUUUUAUUUCCCUUACUUCAUCGACGUUCGUUUGAAGCGCUCAAUGAUGUGAAGUUCUGUCGACCGUCGACGUGAAAUCGAUCAUUUUGAAUACGACUUGACUUAUGGAAUCGCCCGAAACGUAACUCAAUUCGAUGCAGUGCUCUUACGACGUUUAUUAUCUGAUCACUCUUUGAAUAUUUUCUUUCCGCACUUGAAAAUUUUCCUUACCUUCAUUGUUGAUAUUUAUGCAUUUUUGGAUGAGAGUUUGAGAUUCCGGUAACAGUUUCUUUGUCCUUUUUUCUCAUUGAUACGAUAGAGUGGCGUUUGAGUUUCGGGCGCGUUCCACAUGCCUAAGCUUUAUAACCCUGACUCCCAAUCACACGGUCUCUUAUUAUGUUUAUAAAUAAUAUUAAUUAUUGUAGUACCAGUACUAUAAUUGCAUUAUUAUCGCGCCGGCGACGACGCCGGCGAUGGUUAUUAUAUUAUUAUACACAAUGUUGCCUGCGUUACGUUAUUAUUUUACAAACAAGGACGAGCUGUAAAUGAGAAAAAUUUCGUAAGAAACAAUAAAGAAAAAAUUUCACCAAAUUAUUAGUCUCUAUUUGCUUUCGGCAGACUCGGCCCGAUGUAAGUAACCCUUUACAUUAUCGUUUAAUACUUUCCGUCCUUCAAUGUCUUACCGUUUUCACAUCUUACUCCAUAUUUUAAUAAGUACGGUUCGUACGUAUUAUCACGUAUCGUUCAUUAUUGAUUGAAUAGUUUAAGACUGUGGAUAAUUUAGGAACAAAAAAUGGAUCAGUAAUUCCAUUCAUUCUUAACCAAAUUAUGACGAACGUUUAAUAAGAAUUUUGUAAUCAUUUAUUUUUCUGAAAGAAAGAAUAAUGUC
Molecule: messenger RNA, 5816 nt
Organism: Orussus abietinus
Lineage: Eukaryota; Metazoa; Arthropoda; Insecta; Hymenoptera; Orussidae
Product: GAS2-like protein pickled eggs
Exons: 6
Coding region: 47-2110 (687 amino acids)
Biological process (GO): regulation of microtubule polymerization or depolymerization; actin crosslink formation; protein localization to microtubule plus-end
Cellular component (GO): microtubule plus-end; stress fiber; actin filament
Molecular function (GO): microtubule binding; actin filament binding; cytoskeletal adaptor activity
Source: RefSeq, a predicted model, not a curated record